AUAGCUUGUAGGAUAAGACAGUUGCGAUAACUAAUGAAUAAUCCUUAGUUAGUUAGACCCACAGAAACAAAAAAAUUAUUGUAAAUAAUAAUGAAGCUCGCUCUCCACUACCCUUCUUCAUUUUCUACCUUUAUUAAGACUGUUGAUACGAAAUCACAAGAACAAGCGAAAAUAGUAUCAAUCAGAACAUCUGCUCUCCCCGAAACAGCAGCUUCUGUUGCAAUUGCCGCGACAGUCGUUGGUGCAGCAGCUACCCUUCUUGUGCAGAGAAACAAAGCUGCCAAAACAAUUGAGGCUGAAGUGCCUCUGAAGACCUGUGAAGAUUGUGAUGGUUCUGGUAUAUGUUCUGAAUGCAAAGGUGAAGGAUUUGUGCUUAAGAAACUAUCCGACGAGAGUGCAGAGAAGGCAAGACUGACAGCUAAAAAUGCAGCCACUCGAUAUACUGCAGCGCUUCCAAAGAAAUGGAGUUACUGUACAAAAUGCUCUUCUGCUCGGUCGUGUAGUACGUGUGGCGGUCGUGGGAAGAUAAGCUACUAGUUUGUUUGUAAUCAUCCUUGUGCAGAGAUCCCAACAGAGGAGACAAGAUCUUUCAUAUGAGUCAUGAAGGUAAGGUUGCAUCUGAGUUUUUUAUGAUUUCAUGCACUUUAGUUUCCUCAUUAACUCUAUGUAAUAUAUUAGGCUAUUAGAAUGAUACAUUGUUUUUCCUUUUAAUUUUUCUAUUGUACCUGUUUGACUUUACCAUUAGAAUCAAUUUUUGUUUUGUUUUUCAA
Molecule: messenger RNA, 770 nt
Organism: Cannabis sativa
Lineage: Eukaryota; Viridiplantae; Streptophyta; Magnoliopsida; Rosales; Cannabaceae
Exons: 4
Coding region: 91-537 (148 amino acids)
Source: RefSeq, a predicted model, not a curated record